AUGCUGUACAAAAUCCUCGGCAUCUCCGUCAUGCUAUCGAAAAAGCUUCUCCGAGCCCGCAAACUGCGACGGCUCGACACCACCCGUGAGACAAGAUCCCUUCAGCUGUACCACCACAUUAUAUGGCUCUCUCGCGAAGGCCUAUUAAUACUGGAGGGCUACAUCCUCCCAAUGGUCGACGUGUUCGUCGAGCUAAAGGUACUCGCUUACAAACUCCGCGCCUCAUUCUACCACAUUUUCGUCCUCUUCCACAACCGGCCACAUUUCAACCACGACAACGACAUCCCAACACGCCUCAAACAUGACUCCAUAUAUGGCGCAGACUCCUUAACAGCCCUAGGCGUCUCAGACCUUUACAAACCCAACCAAAACACGACAACAAUACCGACCUCCCGGCCCCCAGGCCUUCCACCAGUAAUCCAACCAGUCCAACCGCCCCAACCAGUCCAACCGCCCCAACCAGUCUCCUCUUUCCUCCUGCCCCCGCUAGACUACACGGCAACGGCAACAGCCUGCUUUAACCACGCCUCAGCCCUCUCCGACAAACUCCUACCAGGUUCCCACCCUCUCCGCCUCUCCGUGAAGCUUGAAUACGCCGCUUAUUUAUACGACUGCCUCCAAGACCCCAUCGCCUGCCGCCGCCUCGCAAAACAAGCAAUCGCAGACGUCUACAACGCCCAAGAAGGCAUGGAUGACGAGAGCUUCCAAGACGCAGCGGAAAUCGUCCGCGUGCUGGGCAAGAUGGUCAAGCGCGGCGGCAAGCCCGGCUCCAGUACCGCGGGGAGUAGUAUCUCCCGUGGUGGCGGCUCGCACAGUCGCAGUAGUCGCUCUCCUAGUCAUUUUGAUACGAGUGCGCCCACUACGGUCUCGCCGGUGCCGGUUACGAAGUCUACGCCUGUGGCUGGGGUGCGUGGACAUGCGACGAGACCUGCUGUUUCUGAUGCUUCUAUGAUGAAUCCGAUUUAG
Penicillium bovifimosum is the source of this 966-nucleotide messenger RNA. RefSeq names its product protein erg27 (gene erg27). The transcript has a single exon. Lineage: Eukaryota; Fungi; Ascomycota; Eurotiomycetes; Eurotiales; Aspergillaceae. Gene Ontology annotation, biological process: signal transduction. Bases 1 to 966 code for a protein of 321 amino acids. Gene Ontology annotation, cellular component: cytoplasm. The record is from RefSeq and is a predicted model, not a curated record.